CCCUUUAUUUCUCGAAAUCUCACAUUUUUCUACCAGGAAUCCCCUGCGACAUUCUCCAAUGGCAUCGCAGGACAAAGGUCGGCCGUUGCCGAAAUUCGGAGAGUGGGAUGUGAACAAUCCUGCUUCUGCAGAAGGAUUUACAGUCAUAUUUAGCAAAGCUAGAGAUGAGAAGAAAUCCAAUGGUGUCGUUUCGUCUAGUGGGGCAACAACAACGACACAAAAGAAUGAUAAUUCAGCUAAACCUUCAGAGAAUUGUGAUUAUCCCCCCAUGAAAAAAUGGUUUUGCUGUUUUUGAAGCCAAAGGUCAAGGUGAAGCUAUUGAAAGAAGGGAAUUUAUGGCGGUUACUUUUAUAUAUGUAAUUUCCAAGUCCUUCUCAUGUUCCU
Molecule: messenger RNA, 384 nt
Organism: Morus notabilis
Lineage: Eukaryota; Viridiplantae; Streptophyta; Magnoliopsida; Rosales; Moraceae
Product: RPM1-interacting protein 4
Exons: 3
Coding region: 59-295 (78 amino acids)
Source: RefSeq, a predicted model, not a curated record